Messenger RNA from Linum trigynum, 609 nucleotides. The record is from the annotation of a GenBank genome assembly. NCBI's taxonomy places the organism in Eukaryota, Viridiplantae, Streptophyta, Magnoliopsida, Malpighiales, Linaceae.
AUGAAAGGCGCUUCCAAUACCUUGCGCUCAGCAUUCUCCUUCUGUGUACAACAAGUCCGAACCUAUGACUACCACCACUACCUCUGCCUUCUCGAGCUUCCUCCAGACAUGCGAAAGGCAGCCUUUGCACUCCGUGCCUUCAACGUCGAAACUUCAAAAGCCAUGGACGUCGCAUCAGAUCCCAGAAUUGGUCUCAUGCGCCUUCUAUGGUGGCAAGAAGCAAUUGACAAGAUAUACUCCAGCAAGUCAAUCGACCAGCCAGUCGCUCAAGCCCUCGCAUCAGUAAUCUCCGACCACAAAAUCAGCAAAGGAUGGUUGAAACGUUCUGUCGAGGCAAGGAUCAACGACGCAAGGAGAGAUCCCAAUGACAUCCCAAACUCCAUAUCCGAGCUGGAAAAAUAUGCUGAGGACACCGUAUCCACCCUUCUGUACACAACCCUUCAAUCCGAUGGCAUCAGGUCUACUGCAGCUGACCACGCUGCGUCCCACAUUGGUAAGGCGAGUGGGCUACUCUUGCUUCUCAGGUCGUUGCCGUAUCAUGCAAGCAAGAGCCGUCAAGGCUCGUAUAUACCAAUCGAGGUGGCGUUGAAACAUGGGGUUUUUGGUUAA